This is a messenger RNA of Salvelinus fontinalis (brook trout), 1412 nucleotides long. Its product is annotated as glyceraldehyde-3-phosphate dehydrogenase-like. Gene Ontology annotation, biological process: glucose metabolic process. Bases 283 to 1167 code for a protein of 294 amino acids. Lineage: Eukaryota; Metazoa; Chordata; Actinopteri; Salmoniformes; Salmonidae. Gene Ontology annotation, molecular function: NADP binding; NAD binding; oxidoreductase activity, acting on the aldehyde or oxo group of donors, NAD or NADP as acceptor. The transcript is spliced from 11 exons. The record is from RefSeq and is a predicted model, not a curated record.
AGGAACUCUUACACCAAUCAUAUUCCUCUAACCUUUAUUUGACCUAUAGUCAGCUGUCACUAAACGGCAGGAAGAUUAACGUUUGUUAUGAUAGACCCUUUCCCAAAAUCAACCUAACAGUUUUACUGUGCCCGCUUGAAAGACGAAACGCUGCGACCUGGAGAUGGAUAUUUCACUCCUCCUAAAUUUGGGCGUAUCGGGCGCCUGGUGACCCGUGCCGCUGCCAAGAGCGGUGAAGUUAACGUCGUCGCAAUCAACGACCCCUUCAUUGACCUGGACUACAUGGUCUACAUGUUCAAGUAUGACUCCACUCACGGUGUUUGGAAGCACAGUGAAGUGAGACAAGAGAAUGGCAAGCUGAUCAUUGGCAACCUGCACAUCACAGUUUUCCAUGAGAGGGACCCUUCCCAGAUCAAGUGGGGUGACGCUGGCGCUGACUACGUUGUUGAGUCUACUGGUGUGUUCACCACCAUCGACAAGGCCUCUGCUCACCUGCAGGGAGGUGCCAAGAGGGUCAUCAUCUCCGCCCCUAGCGCCGAUGCCCCCAUGUUCGUGAUGGGUGUCAACCACCAUCAAUACGAAAACUCCCUGAAGGUUGUCAGCAACGCCUCCUGCACAACUAACUGCCUGGCUCCCAUCGCCAAGGUUAUCAACGACAACUUCGGCAUCAUUGAGGGUCUGAUGAGCACAGUUCACGCCGUCACAGCCACACAGAAGACCGUUGACGGGCCUUCCGGUAAGCUGUGGAGAGAUGGCCGUGGUGCCAGCCAGAACAUUAUCCCUGCUUCCACUGGCGCCGCCAAGGCCGUGGGCAAGGUUAUCCCCGAGCUGAACGGCAAGCUGACCGGCAUGGCCUUCCGUGUCCCCACUCCCAACGUGUCCGUGGUUGACCUGACUGUCCGUCUUGAGAAGGCCGCCCCUUAUGAAGAGAUCAAGAGAGUCAUCAAGGAGGCCUCCAAAGGACCCAUGAAGGGAAUUCUGGGAUACACGGAGGACCAGGUGGUGUCCACAGACUUCAACGGCGACAAACGUUCCUCAAUCUUCGAUGCCGGGGCAGGCAUUGCACUCAACGACCACUUUGUCAAGCUGGUCUCAUGGUAUGACAAUGAGUACGGCUAUAGCAACCGCGUUAUUGACUUAUGUCUGCACAUGGCACUCAAAGAGUAACGUUUCCACAACACACCUCCAACCCCCCCAUGGCCUCUUCCUUCUCCUGAACGGACAUCCACUUCUCCUGAACGGACAUCCAACCAGUCCACCGCCAGAGAAAGAACCAAUAGUAAAGUCUAUAGCAAUGUUUUAUAAUAAGUCACAUUUCUGUUCAGAAGACGGAGUCUGGUUUUUGCCUGCAGAAUAUUCCUGUCCACCGCGCCGUCCCUUAGUUCACAAUAAAAGUCAUCUGUUUCAGAUUU